Molecule: messenger RNA, 2199 nt
Organism: Protobothrops mucrosquamatus (brown spotted pit viper)
Lineage: Eukaryota; Metazoa; Chordata; Lepidosauria; Squamata; Viperidae
Gene: ELMO2
Product: engulfment and cell motility 2
Exons: 21
Coding region: 1-2199 (732 amino acids)
Biological process (GO): actin filament organization; cell motility
Source: RefSeq, a predicted model, not a curated record
AUGCUGCCCCUGCCAGACAUAGUUAAGGUGGCUGUGGAGUGGCCCGGGGCCAACGCCCAGUUGCUCGAGUUUGACCAGAAGCGGCCCCUGGUCUCCAUCAUCAAGGAAGUCUGUGACGGAUGGUCCCUGCCUAACCCUGAAUACUACACGCUACGCUAUGCCGAUGGAGCACAGCUGUACAUAACGGAACAGACUCGUGGCGACAUCAAGAAUGGGACCAUCCUCCAGUUGGCGGUUUCUCCAUCCAGGGCCGCCCGCCAACUGAUGGACCGGACCCAGUCCUCCAGCUUGGAGGGCCGCCUGGAGGCCAUGAAGGAACUUGCCAAGCUCUCGGCAGACGUCACCUUUGCCACCGAGUUCAUCAACAUGGAUGGCAUCGCGGUGCUCACCCGGCUGGUGGAGGGCAGCUCCAAGCUCCUCUCUCACUACGGCGAGACGCUGGCCUUCACCCUGACGGCCUUCUUGGAGCUCAUGGACCACGGCCUCAUCUCCUGGGACACCAUCUCCAUCGGCUUCAUCAAGCAGAUCGCAGAGUACGUGAGCCAGCCGACGGUGGACGCCUCCAUCCUGCAGCGCUCCCUGGCCAUCCUGGAGAGCAUGGUGCUGAACAGCCAGGCUCUCUACCAGAAGAUUGCGGAGGAGAUCACGGUCGGGCAGCUGCUCUCCCACCUCCAAGUCUCCAACCAGGAGAUCCAGACAUACGCAAUAGCGUUGAUCAACGCCCUCUUCCUGAAGGCUCCCGAGGACAAGAGGCAGGACCAGCUUGUCAGUCCGCUAGACCUGCCCUGCACUGAGAUGGCCGAGGCCUCCGCCCAGAAGCAGCUGCGUUCGGCCAUCCUGACGCACGUCAUCCGAGGGAACCGCCCAAUAAAAACCGAGAUGGCCCACCAGCUCUACGUGCUGCAGGUCUUGACUCUCAACCUCCGGGAGGAGCGGAUGAUGACCAAAAUGGACCCCAACGACCAGGCCCAGCGGGAUGUCCUCUUUGAGAUGCGCAGGAUCGCAUUCGAGGCCGAGGCCGAGAGCAGCGGCGUCCCUGGCGGGGGAGCGGAGAAGCGCAAGGCCGUCUACACCAAGGACUACAAGAUGCUGGGCUUCACGAGCCCCGCCAACCCCGCCCUGGACUUCCUCCAGACCCCGCCAGGCAUGUUGGCCUUGGACAACAUGCUCUACCUGGCCAGACACCACCAGGAUGCCUACAUCCGAAUUGUCCUGGAGAACAGCAGCCCGGAGGACAAGCACGCCUGCCCCUUUGGGCGCAGCGCCAUCGAGCUCACCAGGAUGCUCUGCGAGAUCCUGCAGAUCGGAGAACUUCCCAACGAGGGCCGGAACGACUACCACCCCAUGUUCUUCACGCACGACCAGGCCCUGGAGGAGCUCUUCGCCAUCUGCAUCCAGCUGCUGAACCGGACCUGGAAGGAGAUGCGGGCGACAGCCGAGGACUUCCACAAGGUGAUGCAGGUGGUGAGGGAGCAGAUCACCCGGGCCCUGCCCGCCAGGCCCCCCUCCCUGGACCAGUUCCAGACCAAGCUGCGCGGCCUGGGCUACUCGGAGGUGCUGCGCUUGCGUCAGUCGGAGCGGAUGAGCCAGGACGACUUCCAGUCCCCGCCCAUCGUGGAGCUGCGGGAGAAGAUCCAGCCGGAGAUCCUGGCGCUCAUUAAGCAGCAGCGCCUGAACCGCCUCUGCGAGGGAAGCAGCUUCCGCAAAGUGGGCAACCGGAGGAGGCAAGAGCGCUUCUGGUACUGCCGCCUGGCCCUGAACCACAAGACGCUCCACUACGGGGACCUGGAGGAGAACGCCCAGGGGGGGGCCACCCUGGAGUCACUGCAGGAGAAGAUCCCCGUGGCAGACAUCAAGGCCGUUCUCACCGGGAAAGAGUGUCCUCACAUGAAGGAGAAGGGGGCGCUGAAGCAGAACAAGGAGGCCCUGGAACUGGCUUUCUCCAUCCUUUAUGAACCGGACGAGACCCUGAACUUUAUCGCACCCAACAAAUACGAGUUCUGCAUCUGGGUCGACGGGCUCCACGCCCUGCUGGGGAAGGACAUGGCGAGCGAGCUGACCAAGAGCGACCUGGAGACGCUGCUCAGCAUGGAGAUGAAGCUGCGCCUGCUGGACCUGGAGAACGUCCAGAUCCCCGAGGAGCCCCCGCCCGUCCCCCGCGAGCCCAGCAGCUACGACUUCGUCUACCACUACGGCUGA